Gadus chalcogrammus (walleye pollock) is the source of this 4068-nucleotide messenger RNA. Its product is annotated as NLR family CARD domain-containing protein 3-like. NCBI's taxonomy places the organism in Eukaryota, Metazoa, Chordata, Actinopteri, Gadiformes, Gadidae. The transcript is spliced from 15 exons. The record is from RefSeq and is a predicted model, not a curated record. The coding region runs from base 208 to 4068 and encodes 1286 amino acids. Gene Ontology annotation, molecular function: protein binding.
UUCCUCAUUUUUUGUCAAGUUUGUCGCAGCUUGGAGCCUUUCUUUCUCCGCUUUUUAAACCUUUCACCUGAUUAACUUGUAUAAGGUUAAAGUGUUUUAUAAACACUUCAACCUCAGUUUCUUCCCUUACAUUUAUACUUUUAUUACUUUAUCCCGUAUGGACGCAUUUUAAUCCCGGAAUAGAUACGAUAAGGUCUCCAGUCUACUAUGGAUGAGGAGAGAGAAGAGGGGGGUCCUACCUCUAAGACCACUCUGUCUGGGGAACAUGGCCGCCGGAGCAAAGCUAAGAGAAGAGUCCAGCAGGAGAGAGCAGACUCCCCUGGACCCAGCUGUGUCUCCAUGAAGAGUGACCACUCUAUGGAUGUACCAUUGGUGUUUAAAGAUGGACGCCCCUCCAGAGAGGAGAGCCCAGAGAAGCAGGAGAGAACAGACUCCCCUGGACCCAGCUGUGUCUCCAUGAAGAGUGACCGCUCUAUGGAUGUACCUGUUACCUUUAAAGAUGGACGCCCCUCCAGAGAGGAGAGCCCAGAGAAGCAGGAGAGAACAGACCCCCCUGGACCCAGCUGUGUCUCCAUGAAGAGUGGCUGGUCUAUGGAUAAUCCUGUUAGGUUUAAAGAUGGAAAUCAGUCUAUUAAGAAGAGAAGAGUCCAGCAGGAGAGAGCAGACUCCCCUGGACCCAGCUGUUUCUCCAUGAAGAGUGGCUGGUCUAUGGAUGUACCAUUGGUGUUUAAAGAUGGACGUCCCUCCAGCGAGGAGAGCCCAGAGCAGCAGCAGAGAACAGAUUUCCCUGGACCCAGCUGUGUCUCCAUGAAGAGUGACCACUCUAUGGAUGUACCAUUGGUGUUUAAAGAUGGACGCCCCUCCAGAGAGGAGAGACACCAGACGACGUCAAAGGUUACCAGUGCUCAGUCUCUGCAACAUCAAACAGAGCUGAUCAAGAGGGCUGAGGAGAACGCCCACGCUUUCCUAGACAAGGAGCUGAAGAAGCUCUGGAGGGAUCUCUUCUCAGAUUACCCACAAUGCUCAGAGAGUCAGAGGGAGGAAGAGGAGGAGGUGGAUGGAAAGAAGGAGGAGCAGAGGAGGCGCGCCAUAGAGGGAGUGGUGGACAUCACAAUCCUCUGCCUGAUGGAGAUGAACCAGGAGGAACUGGCCGACAAACUGUGGGGCGGAGCUGCUGCUGUCGAGUGCCAACAUAAAAUCAAGUCUCAUUUGAAGAAGAAGUUCUGGUGUGUGUUUGAGGGAAUCGCUAAAGCAGGUCAUUCAACACCUCUGAAUGAGUUCUACACAGAGAUCUUCAUCACAGAGAGAGGCAGUGGAGAGGUCAACAAGGAACAUGAGGUCAGACGGAUUGAAACCGCUUCCAGGAAACCAGCCAAUGAAGGAACACCAAUCAAAUGUGCCGACCUCUUUAAACCCUUACCUGGACACGAUCAACCAAUCAGGACAAUAAUGACAACUGGAGUGGCCGGUAUUGGUAAAACCAUCUUAACACACAAGUUCAUCCUGGACUGGGCUGAAGAACAAGCCAACCACGACAUACACUUUACAUUUCUCCUCACUUUCAGAGAGCUGAAUUUACUGAAAGGAGAACAAUUUAGCUUGGUGGAACUUCUUAAUCACUUCUUUAUUGAGACCAGAGAAGCAGGAAUCUGCAGAUACGACCGGUUCCAAGUUGUCUUCAUCUUGGAUGGACUGGAUGAGUGUCGACUUCCUCUGGACUUCCAGAACAACAAGAUAUGGAAUGAUGUCACAAAGUCCACCUCGGUGGACAUGCUGCUGACAAACCUCAUCAGGGGCCACCUGCUUCCCUCUGCUUGCGUCUGGAUAACCACACGCCCUGCGGCAGCCAAUAAGAUCCCUGCUCAUUGUGUUGACAUGGUGACAGAGGUGAGAGGGUUCACCGACCAACAGAAGGAGGACUACUUCAGGAAGAGAUUCAAAGAUGAGAAGCUGGCCAGCACAAUCAUCACCCACGUCAAGAAAUCACGAAGCCUCCACAUCAUGUGUCACAUCCCAGUAUUCUGUUGGAUCACUGUUACAGUCCUGGAGGACAUCUUCAAAACAUCCCAGAUAGGAGAAGAGACACCCAAGACCGUGACUCAGAUGUACAGCCACUUCCUGAGGGUUCAGUCCAUACAGGGGGACAGGAAGUAUCGUUUGUUAACUGAAACAGACACAAACUGGACUGCACAGAGCAGGGAGAUCAUUGUUUCUCUGGGAAAACUGGCUUUUAACCAGCUGGAGAGUGGCAACCUGAUCUUCUACGAGGCAGACCUGGUAAAGUGUGACAUUGAUAUCAGAGCAGCCUCAGUGUACUCAGGAGUGUUCACCCAGAUCUUUAAAGAGUGUGGGCUGUACCUGGACAAGGUGUUCUGCUUUGUCCAUCUAAGCCUCCAGGAGUUUCUGGCUGCUCUUUAUGUCUUUUGGUCCUUCAUCCACAAUGGUGUCAAUCUGCUCUCAGAAGAACCACCAACCUCCAGUGAAGAUGAACUCCUCCUCUACCAGAGUGCUGUGGACAAGGCCUUACAGAGUGAGAACGGACACCUGGACUUGUUCCUCCGCUUCCUCCUGGGCCUCUCUCUGGAGACCAAUCAGAUUCUCCUACGAGGUCUGCUGGGACAGACAAGAAGUAGCUCACAAACCAAGAAGAAAACAGUGUCUUACAUCAAGCAUAAGUUAGAUGGUAAUCUCUCUCCAGAGAGAAGCAUCAAUCUGUUUCACUGUCUGAAUGAGCUGAACGACCGUUCUCUAGUGGAGAAGAUCCAACGGUCCCUGACAUCAGGAAGUCUAUUCAAAACGCAUGUCUCUCCUGCUCAGUGGUCAGCUCUGGUCUUCAUCUUACUGACAUCAGAAGAGGAGCUGGACAUGUUUGACCUGAAGAAAUACGAAGCUUCAGAGGAGGGUUUUCUGAUGCUGCUGCCAGUGAUCAAAGCCUCCAAAAGAUCACUGCUGAAUGGCUGUCGUCUGUCAGAGAGAUGCUGUGAAGCUCUGGCCUCAGUUCUCAGCUCCAACUCCUGUAGUCUGACAGAGCUGGACGUGAGUACCAACGAUCUGCAGGAUUCAGGAGUGAAGCUGCUCUCUGCUGGACUGGGGAGUCCACACUGUACACUGGAAACUCUCAGGCUGAAUGGCUGUCAUCUGUCAGAGAGAUGCUGUGAAGCUCUGGCCUCAGUUCUCAGCUCCAACUCCUGUAGUCUGAGAGAGCUGGACGUGAGUUCCAACGAUCUGCAGGAUUCAGGAGUGAAGCUGCUCUCUGCUGGACUGGGGAGUCCACACUGUACACUGGAAACUCUCAGCUUGUCUGGCUGCCUGGUCACACAGGAAGGCUGUGCUUCACUGGCCUCUGCUCUGAGCUCCAACCCCUCCCAUCUGAGAAAGCUGGACCUGAGCUACAAUCACCCAGGAGACUCUGGAGCUGCGCUGCUCUCUGCUGGACUGGAGGAUCCACGCUGGAGACUGGACACUCUCAGUGUGGAGCACGGUGGAGUGUGGAGGCUGAAACCAGCUCUAAAGAAGUAUGCCUGUGACCUCACACUGGACCCCAACACGGCCCACAGACGACUCUCUCUGUCUGAGGACAACAGGAAGGUGACGCGGGUUGGAGUGGACCAGUCGUAUCCGGAUCACCCAGACAGAUUUGACUCCUGGCCCCAGGUGUUGGGUAGAGAGGCUCUGACUGGCCGCUGUUACUGGGAGGUAGAGUGGGAAGGAGUGGUUAGGAUAGGAGUGACAUACAGAGGAAUCACAAGGAGAGGAGACGGUCGUGACAGCCUGCUUGGAGGGAACAACAAGUCCUGGAGUCUUUAUUGUUCUAAUGGUGGUUACUCUGCCCGGUACAACGGUACACUAACACCCCUCCCUCUCCCCCCCGCUGGCUCCACCAGAGUAGGAGUGUAUCUGGACCGGCCUGCUGGCUCUCUGUCCUUCUACAGAGUGUCCCCAGGUGGAGGAGGGUCCUCAGACACACUGACACACCUCCAGACCUUCUGCUCCUCCUUCACCCAGGAGGACCUCCUCCCGGGGGUGAUGGUAGGGGUGGGCAGCGUCUCUGUGAUCCCUCAGCGGUAG